Molecule: messenger RNA, 9912 nt
Organism: Dama dama (fallow deer)
Lineage: Eukaryota; Metazoa; Chordata; Mammalia; Artiodactyla; Cervidae
Gene: CEP290
Product: centrosomal protein 290
Exons: 44
Coding region: 222-6968 (2248 amino acids)
Biological process (GO): camera-type eye development; kidney development
Source: RefSeq, a predicted model, not a curated record
CUCUUGUUGCGGCCUCGGCGAGGGUGGGGAAUGGUGUCGCCUAGCAGCCGCCGUCGCUAUUACUCGCUUGGGACCAGUUGGCGGGAUCCAGUGUCCGACUGGAACGGCGCUGGAGAGCGGUCAGGUUUGGCGGCUGGGCCGGGCCGAGUGGGCAAGGUAGCUGAGAGGCCGCCGCUGGUUGCCAGGUUUGGUGUAGGUAAAGCACAGUGAAAGAAUUCAAGAUGCCACCUAAUAUAAACUGGAAAGAAAUAAGAAAGGUUGACCCAGAUGAGCUGCCUCGUCAAGAAGAAUUGGCAGAUAAUUUAUUGAUUUCCUUAUCCAAGGUGGAAGUAAAUGAACUAAAAAGUGAAAGUCAAGAAAAUAUGAUACACCUUUUUAGAAUUACUCAAUCACUAAUGAAGAUGAAAGCCCAAGAAGUAGAGCUAGCUUUGGAAGAAGUUGAAAAAGCUGGAGAAGAACAAGCAAAAUUUGAAAAUCAAUUAAAAACUAAAGUAAUGAAACUGGAAAAUGAACUAGAGAUGGCACAGCACGCUACAGGUGGGCGUGACACUCGGUUUUUACGUGAUGAAAUUCGCCAACUUGAAAAGCAGUUGGAACAAAAAGAUAGAGAAUUGGAGGACAUGGAAAAAGAGUUGGAGAAAGAGAAGAAAGUUAAUGAACAAUUGGCUCUUCGAAAUGAGGAGGCAGAAAAUGAAAACAGCAAAUUAAGGAGAGAGAAUGAACAGCUUCGUCAGGAUAUUAUUGACUAUCAAAAACAAAUAGAUUCGCAAAAAGAAACACUUUUAUCAAGAAGAGGAGAAGACAGUGACUACCGAUCACAAUUGUCUAAAAAAAACUAUGAACUCGUCCAAUAUCUGGAUGAAAUUCAGACUUUAACAGAAGCUAAUGAGAAAAUUGAACUUCAGAAUCAAGAAAUGAGAAAAAAUUUAGAGGAGUCUGUCCAGGAAAUGGAGAAGAUGACUGAUGAAUAUAAUAGGAUGAAAGCUGUUGUGCAUCAGACAGAUAGUAUGAUGGACCAGUUAAAAAAAGAAAAUGAUCAUUACCGGCUUCAAGUGCAGGAGCUUACAGAUCUUCUGAAAGCAAAAAAUGAAGAAGAUGAUCCAAUCAUGGCAGCUGUCAAUGCAAAAGUAGAAGAGUGGAAGUUAAUUUUGUCUUCUAAAGAUGAUGAAAUUAUUGAGUAUCAGCAAAUGUUACAUAGUCUGCGGGACAAACUGAAAAAUGCCCAGCUUGAUGCUGAUAAAAGUAAUGUUAUGGCUCUACAACAGGGUAUACAAGAGCGAGAUAGUCAAAUUAAAAUGCUCACUGAGCAAGUUGAACAAUAUACAAAAGAAAUGGAAAAAAAUACGUUUAUAAUUGAAGAUCUGAAAAAUGAGCUCCAAAGAAAUAAAGGAGCUUCAACACUUUCGCAACGGACUCAUUACAUGAAAAUUCAGUCUAAGGUUCAAAUUUUAGAAGAGAGAACUAAAGAGGCUGAGAGAACAGCUGAAUUGGCUGAAGCUGAUGCUAGGGAAAAGGAUAAAGAACUGGUUGAGACUUUGAAGCGAUUAAAAGAUUAUGAAUCCGGAGUUUAUGGUUUAGAAGAUGCUGUUAUUGAAAUAAAGAAUUGUAAAAACCAAAUUAAAAUAAGAGAUCGGGAGAUUGAAGUAUUGACAAAGGAAAUCAAUAAGCUUGAGUUGAAGAUCAAUGAUUUUCUUGAUGAAAAUGAGGCACUUAGGGAGCGAAUGGGCCUUGAACCAAUGACAAUGAUUGAUUUAACUGAAUUUAGAAAGAGCAAAAGUUUAAAGCAGCAGCAAUACAGAGCUGAAAACCAGAUUCUUUUGAAAGAGAUUGAAAGUCUAGAGGAAGAACGACUUGAUCUGAAGAAAAAAAUUCGUCAAAUGGCUCAAGAAAAAGGAAAAAGAACUGUCACUUCAGGAUUAAUUGCUGAGGACCUGAACCUAACUGAACACUUUUCUCAAGAGAAUAGAAUGAGAGAAAGAAAAUUUGAUUUCAUGAGCCUCAAAAAUAUGAGUGAAGAACAGUCAAAGAAUGAAUUUCUUUCAAGAGAACUAAUUGAAAAGGAAAGAGAUUUAGAAAGAAGUAGAACAGUAAUAGUGAAAUUUCAAAAUAAGUUAAAAGAAUUAGUUGAAGAAAAUAAGCAACUUGAAGAAGGUAUGAAAGAAAUAUUGCAAGCUAUUAAGGAAAUGCAGAAAGAUCCUGAUGUUAAAGGGGGGGAAACAUCUCUAAUUAUUCCCAGUCUUGAAAGACUAGUUAAUGCUAUAGAAUCAAAGAAUGCAGAAGGAAUAUUUGAUGCCAAUCUGCAUUUAAAAGCCCAAGUUGAUCAACUUACUGGAAGGAAUGAAGAAUUAAGACAGGAGCUCAGAGAAUCUCGGAAAGAGGCUAUAAAUUAUUCUCAGCAGUUGACAAAAGCACAUUUAAAGAUAGAUCAUCUUGAAAAAGAAACCAGUCUUUUACGACAAACAGAAGGAUCAAAUGUUGUGUUUAAAGGAAUAGACUUACCUGUUGGGAUAGCACCAUCUAGUGCCAAUAUUAUUAAUUCUCAGAAUGAAUAUUUAAUACAUAUCUUACAGGAACUAGAAUAUAAAGAAAAUAAGUUAAAGAAUUUAGAAGAUUCUCUUGAAGACUAUAACAGAAAAUUUGCAGUAAUUCGUCAUCAACAAAGCUUAUUAUAUAAAGAAUACCUAAGUGAAAAGGAGAACUGGAAAACAGAAUCUGAAACAAUGAAAGAGGAAAAAAAAAGACUUGAGGAUCAAAUCCAACAAGAUGCUAUAAAAGUAAAAGAAUAUAAUAAUUUGCUCAGUGCUCUUCAGAUGGAUUCAGAUGAAAUGAAAAAAACACUUGCAGAAAAUAGUAGAAAGAUCACAGUCUUACAGGUGAAUGAAAAGUCACUCAUCCGGCAAUAUACUACUUUGGUAGAAAUGGAGAGACAGCUUAGAAAAGAAAAUGGGAAACAGAAGAAUGAAUUGAUGUCAAUGGAGGCUGAAGUUGGUGAAAAAAUUGGACGUUUGCAACGUUUUAAGGAAAUGGCCGUUUUCAAGAUUGCAGCACUACAAAAAGUUGUAGAUAAUAGUGUCUCUCUGUCGGAACUAGAACUGGCCAAUAGACAAUACAAUGAACUAACUGCUAAGUACAGAGAUAUCUUGCAAAAAGAUAAUAUGCUUGUUCAAAGAACAAAUAACUUGGAACACCUAGAGUGUGAAAAUGUAUCCCUAAAAGAGCAAAUGGAGUCUAUCAGCAAAGAACUGGAGAUUACCAAAGAAAAGCUUCACACCAUUGAACAAGCCUGGGAACAAGAAACUAAAUUAGGAAAUGAAUCUAACAUGGAUAAGGCAAAGAAAUCUGUAACCAACAGUGAGAUUGUUUCUAUUUCAAAAAAAAUCACUAUGCUGGAGAUGAAGGAAUUAAAUGAAAGGCAGCGGGCUGAACAUUCUCAAAAAAUGUACGAACAUGUGAAGACUUCACUACAGCAAAUGGAAGAACGCAAUUUUGAAUUGGAAACCAAAUUUGCUGAGCUUACCAGGAUCAAUUUGGAGGCACAGAAAGUGGAACAGAUGUUAAGAGAUGAAUUAGCUGAUAGUGUGAGUAAGACAGUAAGUGAUGCUGACAGGCAACACAUUCUAGAAUUAGAGAAGAGUGAAAUGGAACUAAAGGUUGAAGUAUCAAAACUAAAAGAGAUUUCUGAUAUUGCCAAAAGGCAAGUUGAAAUUUUGAAUGCACAACAACAGUCCAGGGAGAAGGAAGUAGAGUCCAUCAGAACACAGCUGUUAGACUAUCAGGCACAGUCUGACGAAAAGGCGCUCAUUGCCAAGCUGCACCAACAUGUAGUCUCUCUCCAAGCUGGUGAGGCUGCUGCUCUCGGUAAGCUGGAGUCACUUACAGCUAAACUGCAGAAGGUGGAGGCCCAGAAUUUGCGCUUAGAGCAGAAACUUGAUGAAAAAGAACAAGCUCUCUUUUAUGCCCGUUUGGAGGGGAGAAACAGAGCAAAACAUCUGCGCCAAACAAUUCAGUCUCUACGACGACAAUUUAGUGGAGCUUUACCUUUGGCACAACAGGAAAAGUUCUCUAAAACAAUGAUUCAGUUACAAAAUGACAAACUUAAGAUAAUGGAAGAAAUGAAAAAUUCUCAACAAGAGCAUAGAAGUCUGAAGAACAAAACACUAGAGAUGGAAUUAAAGUUAAAGGGACUGGAAGAUUUAAUAAGCACUUUAAAGGAUGCCAGGGGAGCCCAAAAGGUAAUCAGUUGGCACACAAAAAUAGAAGAACUCCGUCUUCAAGAGCUUAAACUCAAUCGAGAAUUAGUCAAGGAUAAAGAAGAAAUAAAAUAUUUGAAUAAUAUAAUUUCCGAAUAUGAGCAUACAAUCAGUAGUCUGGAGGAAGAAAUUGUGCAGCAGAAUAAGUUUCAUGAAGAAAGACAAAUGGCUUGGGAUCAGAGAGAAGUUGAACUGGAACGUCAACUAGAUGUUUUUGACCGUCAGCAAAAUGAAAUACUAAGUGAAGCACAAAAGUUUGAAGAGGCUACAGGAUCAAUGCCAGACCCUAGUUUGCCCAUUCCGAAUCAACUUGACAUUGCUCUAAGAAAAAUUAAGGAAAAUAUCAGAAUAAUCAUAGAAACCCAAGCAACUUGCAGAUCAUUGGAAGAGAAACUAAGAGAAAAAGAAUCUGCUUUACGGUUAGCAGAGGAGAAUAUUCUGUCAAGAGACAAAGUAAUCAAUGAACUGAGGCUUCGAUUGCCUGCCACUGCAGAACAAGAAAAGCUUAUAGCUGAGUUCUGCAGAAAAGAGGUGGAACCAAAAUCUCAUCACACAUUGAAACUUGCUCAUCAGACCAUUGCAAACAUGCAAGCAAGGUUAAAUCAAAAGGAAGAAGUGUUGAAGAAGUAUCAGCAUCUGCUAGAAAAAGCCAGAGAGGAGCAAAGAGAAAUUGUUAAGAAACAUGAAGAAGAACUUCAUAUUCUUCAUCGUAAAUUAGAACUUCAGGCUGAUAGUUCACUCAGUAAAUUCAAAGAAACAGCUUGGGAUUUGAUAAAACAGUCUCCCACUCCAGUUCCUACCAACAAGCAUUUUAUUCGUUUGGCUGAGAUGGAACAGACAGUAGCAGAGCAAGAUGACUCUCUCUCCUCACUUGUGAUCAAACUAAAACAAGUAUCUCAAGAUUUAGAGAGACAAAAAGAAAUCACUGAAUUAAAAAUCAAAGAGUUUGAGAAUGUGAAAUUACGGCUCCAAGAAAAUCAUGCAGAUGAAGUGAAAAAAAUAAAAACAGAAGUAGAGAAUUUGAGGUGUCUUCUGGUGCAAUCACAAAAGGAGUCACAAAGUUUAAAAUCUGAACUUCAGACUCAAAAAGAAGCAAAUUCAAGAGCUCCAACAACUAAAAUGAGAAAUCUAGUAGAAAGGCUAAAGAGCCAACUAGCCUUGAAAGAGAAACAACAAAAAGCACUUAGUCGGGCACUGUUGGAACUUCGGGCAGACAUGACCGCAGCAGCUGAAGAACGUAUUAUCUCUGUGACUUCUCAGAAAGAGGCAAAUCUCAAUGUCCAACAGAUUGUGGAUCGACAAACUAAAGAGCUAAAGUCACAAGUUGAAGAUUUAAGUGAAAAUAUUUUAAAACUUAAAGAAGCUCUUAAAACAAGUAAAAACAGAGAAAACUCACUAACUGAUAAUUUGAAUGACUUAACCAAUGAACUGCAAAAUAAACAAAAAGCCUAUAGUAAAAUGCUUAGAGAGAAAGAUGGAGUUGAUCAAGAGAAUAAUGAACUGAAGAGGCAAAUUAAAAGAUUAACCAGUGGAUUACAGGGCAAACCUCUGAUGGAUAACAAACAAAGUUUAAUUGAAGAACUCCAAAAGAAAAUUAAAAAGCUAGAAAGUCAACUGGAAAGAAAGAUGGAUGAAGCAGAAAUGAAACCUAUGAAAGAAAAGAGUGCCAGAGAAGAAGUAAUUAGGUGGGAAGAAGGUAAAAAAUGGCAAGCCAAAAUAGAGGGAAUUCGAAACAAGUUAAAAGAGAAAGAGGGAGAAGUCUAUAUUCUAACAAAGCAAUUGACUACUUUGAAGGAUCUUUUUGCCAAAGCUGAUAAAGAGAAACUUACCCUGCAAAGAAAACUGAAAACAACUGGCCUGACUGUAGAUCAGGUUAUGGCAGCACGAGCACUGGAGUCAGAAAAAGAGUUAGAAGAAUUGAAAAAGAGAAAUCUUGACUUAGAAAACGACAUAUCAUAUAUGAGGACUCAUCAAGCUCUUCCUCGAGAUUCUGUUAUAGAAGACUUACGUUUGCAAAAUAAAUACCUCCAAGAAAAACUUCAUGCUUUAGAAAAGCAGUUUUCAAAGGAUGCAUAUUCUCGGCCUUUACAGAAUCUGUUAUGUGACACAACCGCGCGUUCUCCUCUUGCCGCCAGUGUUAGUAAAUGCAGGCAUAAUAUUUUUCACAAAAAGAAUACUUUACCCAGGAACCAAAACAGCCGCAUGACAGUGCUCAGAGUUAAAAAUAGGAAAGAGGUAGAUGUUAGUGCCAACUUACAUCGUCAGUUACCUAGACACAAUCUACAGUGUUACAGUAGUGAAGAAAAACCCAAAGCAGAAGAUAUUGUAGAUCCUACUGAGUUAAAUAAAUCUGAAUCAAGAACAAACAAUACAUCAAGUCCAUUUAGGUCAACUGAAGGUACCGUGACCGAUUUUAACCCCAAUUUUGAAAAUGAUCCAAAUCCUAAAGUUCAGAAAAUUAAUGAAGACUGUUGUGAAAAUGAUGAGCAGGAAGAUAAAAACAGGGAAGAGAAAGCUACACAAGAUGAGAAAGAAAAGGGACACGUAACUGAAGAAGAGAGUCCCAGCAAGCACAUGGAUCCAGGAGAAUCUUCUGGGGAGGACCGCGGCCAGGCCUCAGGGGUGGCUGCACGGAGUCAGCGUGCGGAGGAGGGCGCAGAGGCACACUCUGAAGGCAGCGCGCCAGUCCAGCCAGGAAAUGAAGCGGCCCGGGUUUGAGCACAGGCAGUCCUUUAUUUCUCUGUUGGCCGAGUUUUCUCAUAGCAAGUAGCAUAUGCGUCUGGUACAGAUGGAAACAAAUUGUGUCAGAUUUGUAAAAAACAUUAACUGUUAAUAAACUUCUUAAACCCUAAUGUUUGACUCAUUCCUACUAAAACUUAGUGGUCGUGCAUUUCUCUAAUUCAUUUUAGUAUUCUGUUUUACUACUGGUAUUCACUUAAAAAGUAUUAGAUUAGAUAACAGAAUAACAAAAAUAAGGCCCUUUUAGAAGUGUUCGUUUUGCCUUAGAAAUUCCUAAUUCAGCAUGUUGUAAAAUCUCACUGCAAGUCAGAUUUCACUACAAGAAAUAAUAUUGAUAAAAAUCUGUUAUGAUGCUGUGUAACAUUCUAAUAUACACAGCAAGUUCCUUUGAUGAUCUUUUUGCCUUGUAUUAUAAGAUACUUUUUUAUAUAAUGAGAAAAGUGAGUUAUAUGUAUUGCCUAGGUAUAGUUCUCACAAUACUCUGCAGAGAAUUAUUUCUGUUUUACAUGGGAAGCUUGGAGAAACAUCUCUAGUGAGCAAGAAGAUGCAGAACUAGGAUUUAUAUGGAGGUCUAAUUCUACAGUUAAUGAACUUUCUACAUAUGCUCUACUUUUGGUCAAUAUACAUGGCAGUCCAGAGUAAGAAGUUCGUUCUGAGUUGAAAUCAAAUAGCAUUCAUUCAUUUCUUCAUUCCUUUCCACCUUGGAUAUUCUAGUCACUUAAGUCAUCAUUAAAUUAGACAUUUAAAUUAAGAGAAAAUGGGCAAAAAUGACUUAAUUCUUAUUUCCUUUUUCAGGCACAUAAUACUUCUUUUUUUUCUUUUUUUUCACUUGAUAAUAAGUAAUUGAGAAUUUGAGACUUCCCCUGUAUACCUUUUAAUAAGAUUCUCCUUCUACAGAACAGUUUGUUAAGUCUCCCUGAAAUUGAUUAUACAAGAAUUUUUUUAUUUUACUUUUAUAGAUGAGUUUUAUUAGAUUUGUUUUCCAAAAAUUUGAGCAAUCUUAGCCCUUUUGUUUUCUGAGAACAGGAAGAAAAAAAUGAUCCACAUUCACUUACUUGAAUAACUGCAUCUGUAUUUUAGUGAGGAGAACUGUUGAAAAAAUAUCUUCAUGUAAGAUCAGAUAGAAUUAGUCUCUCCUGUGAGUGAAAUUUAGUAUAUAUCUAUCAAUCAGGGGUACUGAUUAUCAUUGAUUAAUUAUUGUUAUUUUUUGCUAUUGUAAAAAUUGCUCUUGUAGACUGAAGAGAUGAAGUAAGGGAGACAGAAGAGCUCAGGGAUAGGAAACUACAGCUUGCCAUGUCUGAAGAGACCUUAAAAAUCAUCCUACCUAGUGCCUUCACUUGCGAGAUGCAGAAACAGAGGAACUGACAGGCGGUUGGUUUUGCUUAGUGUUAACCUUAACAGUAGUGAAACCAGAAUGUAGACUUGGGUCAUCUGACAAAGGAGGGACAUAUUGCUGUAGUUUACUGACACCAUGAAGCAUGUCUGUCUUCUUUCGCUUUCCACUGUUAAAUUCCUAUGCACACACAUUCUCUCAGACAGAAAUCAGGUGGAUACAUGAAGUGUUUCUGCCAGGGUUGUGUUAUAUGCUCUCAGCUCAGAAUCAUAGGUCAGCUCAAGAAUCUCUUUACUUUUCUACAUCCUAUUUUCUAAUUUCUUUACUUUAACUCUGUUUUACCUAAGAAAACUUACUCCUUUUUAACUUUUUUUUUAACCAAAGAGUGAAUGUGUCAGAAUGUAUUUAAACCUACUGCUAAUUCAAAUGAUGUUACAGAGCCAGGUAUAAUAAAUGUAUUUAUAGAAUAUUAUACCUUAAUAAUAAUGUAUAAUAUAUCAGUCUAUAAUAAUAUGAUGAUCAUAAUAAUGUCUCUGGAAUUAUUGACUUGAUAGUUAAUCAAGCCAAGAGAAUAGAAUGGGAGAGAAAAAACUAAAACUGUUCUGAGUUGCUUUCACAAAAUUAUCUCAUAUAGUGCUCUUUAACGGUCUUAUAAGUGGGUAUCUUUACUACCUUGUAGUAAAAAAUAACCAAGCACAUAUUUCUCUUUCAAAUAAUGUACAGUUUAGAAUGAGAAAUAAGUAUGAACAUUGAUAAUAGCCCCCCAAGGUGGUUUCAUGCCAAAACAAAUGCAAAUAAAGUGUUACUGGAUUUCAGAGGAGGGAGUAAUUAUUUUAGCUCCAGGAAUGAGGAAUAACUUUCUAAAGGAGGAAGGAAUUUAGGCACCUUUUGUAGGCUUGUGUAUUCAUCUGCUGUGGCAACCAUAACAGAACACCAAGGAGUUGAUGCCUUAAGCAACAGAAAUUUAUUCUCACAGUUCUGAAAACCAGAAGUCCAAAAUCAAGGUAUCGGCAGAGUUGAUUUCUUCUUUAUUUAGGCUUUGGGGAAAGGAUCCCUUCAGGCCUUUCUUCCGGCUCAUAGAUGGCUAGCUUCCCCCUGUCUCUAUAGUUACUCUCUUCUGUAUAUAUCUAUGUGUCAAAUUUCAUUUUUGUGUAAGUACAUCAGACAUUGGAUUAAGUCCCACCCUAGUGACCCUGUUUUAUCUUAAUUAUCUCUGAAAAGGCCCUAUCUCCAAAUAAGGUCAUUUGAGGUACUGGGAAUUAGAACUUAAACAUAUGAAUUUGGGGGUUUGAUGGGAGUUGGGGCAAAAUGCAAUCUAUAACAGAUAACAAUGUUUUAUUUUGGACUGAAAGAACCACAAAUUAUAUGUGUGGACAUCAUUGAAUCAUACUGACUUUGUUUUCUGUACUAAUUUCAACAGACUGAUUACCUUUUGUGAGUUCGUUUGUUUAUGGUUGUUUUCUCUAGAGCUCUCCAAUUUUCUCAUUCUUUUGAGGAACAGUGUUCCCUUUUAGCAUAGUGUUCUCUUACCCAGCAUGUCUUAUACAGCUUUUAUUUGCCACACCUUAAAAAUACUCCUAACUUCAUUUU